AUGCCAGAUCUGAAUCAUCCAGUUGGGUCGUGGUUGAUUCAAAGUUUUAACGCUCCUAUUGGAACCACUGCAUAUAUCGAGCAAUCAAUUCCAUAUCCACAAGAUGGUAAGCAGUUGCCCCAGGAUUUUCUGUUGUUCCAGCCCAUCACUGUUGUGAAGAAUGAGUUUAAACUUGCAGGGAACGGCUCGAGUAAGGAUGAUAGUAGAAAGCUUGCUUCCACUCUGUUUCCCUCUUUGAGUUCCCUGUUGAAAAGGAAGAAAGAUCAUCGUAGAGCUGAGGCUCUACUCAUUGCUGCCUAUGGCAAAGGGAUGAAGGCGAACCUUAAUUCCUCGUGUACUAUGAAAGAUUUGACGUCUGUUGUUGCAGUCUACAUUUUAUUUGCCAUAUCCACCUCUUAG
Fraxinus pennsylvanica is the source of this 399-nucleotide messenger RNA. Lineage: Eukaryota; Viridiplantae; Streptophyta; Magnoliopsida; Lamiales; Oleaceae. The record is from the annotation of a GenBank genome assembly.